AUGAUGAACCACGACUUUUGCCAUAACGCUCAAAAUCACAAGGUACUUGUAGGAAUUACCAAUUCGCAUCUCGGCUCUCUCUUCACAGACCACGCAUCACACAAUGUCGAAAACCGCAAGGUAAGUCGCAUCCUCCGGGCUCCGAAAUGCAUGCUGUCCUUGAAGAAAGCCGUCUCUGACAUGAUUUUUCGCCUUCGCAGCCGCCCCGACUGGGCAGACGAUGUGUCUGACUCGGAACAAAUCGACCCAUCCGCGCUCCCACCCCCAGUCACCACAGUCAACAAAGACGGCACCAAGACGACGAUAUCGUACCGGCUCGACGACCAAGGGCGCAAAGUCAAGACGAUCCGCAAGACCCGCACAACCGUCCACAAGGAGAGAGUAAACCCCCAGGUCGCGGAGAGGAGAGAGUGGGCCAAGUUCGGCCUGGAGAAGGGCAAGCCCAAGGGCCCGCAGCCUGACACGACGUCGGUCGGCGAGAACAUCGUCUUCCGGCCGAGCAGGGACUGGAAGAACGUGCAGGCCGAGGAGGCCAAGGCCGGCGGCGGCAAGGUCGAGGAGAAGAGCCUCAAGGAGCAACUCAGAGACAAGAAGGUCAAGUGCCGUAUCUGCCAGGGUGAACAUUUCACGGCAAGGUGCCCCUUCAAGGACACAAUGGCGCCCGCCGACGACGGCGCGACGCCCGUCGCCGACCCCAUGGCCGAGGACGACGAAGCCAAGGCUGCCGGCGGCCUUGGAGCCGGUGGUAGCAGCUACGUGCCUCCUCACCUGAGAAAAGGCGCGCAGGGCGCAGGCGAGAGAAUGGGCGGCAAGUUCGAGAGGGACGACCAGGCUACUCUUCGUGUUACAAAUGUUUCCGAAAUGGCCGAGGAGUCUGAGAUUCGUGAAUUGUUUGAGCGGUUCGGUCGCAUCACCCGGAUAUUCUUGGCUAAAGACCGAGAGACGCAACGUGCGAAAGGCUUUGCUUUUGUAUCCUACGUCGACCGGGCAGAUGCUGCGAGAGCAUGCGAGAAGAUGGAUGGCUUUGGUUACAGACAUUUAAUCUUGAGGGUUGAAUUUGCAAAGAAGCCUAACUAG
Molecule: messenger RNA, 1077 nt
Organism: Exophiala spinifera
Lineage: Eukaryota; Fungi; Ascomycota; Eurotiomycetes; Chaetothyriales; Herpotrichiellaceae
Product: eukaryotic translation initiation factor 3 subunit G
Exons: 2
Coding region: 1-1077 (358 amino acids)
Cellular component (GO): cytoplasm; eukaryotic translation initiation factor 3 complex
Molecular function (GO): RNA binding; translation initiation factor activity
Source: RefSeq, a predicted model, not a curated record